AUGGGCUCAGCAUCAUAUAUCGAUAUAUCAGCUCGCAAAUGGGAACAGCUCAAUUCUCUUAUUCCAUCAGAAUGGCGGCUGCAGGACAGAUACAUCCCGAGUGCAAUGAGGCUAUCUCCCUUCGACUCCGUGUAUAAACUCGAUUGUUUUGAUGAAGGCGACACCGGAACUCUAUUAGGUGUGCCAAGAGCAUGUGGAAUUCUAAGCACAAAAGAGAUAGAAAUCACGGAGAAAUGGGAUAUUCAGGGACUAUUACAUGAGAUCGCGGAAAGACGACUAAGCUCAGAAAACGUCGCAUUGGCUUUUUGUAAGCGAGCAGCGAUCGCACAGCAAUUGACGCGGUGUUUGACCGAGCCCUUGUUCACCAGUGCUCUUGAACAGGCGCGACAAUUGGACCACCAUCUUCAGAAGACGGGUAGACUGUACGGUCCCCUCCAUGGCUUGCCCGUAACUGUCAAAGAUACAUUCGAUAUUAAAGGUGUCGAUUCGUCCGUUGGCAUCACUGCUCUGGCUUUUAAGUCUGCCGGUCAGGAUGCUGCCCUGGUUCAACUUCUCCGCUCACUUGGUGCAAUCAUCAUUGCUAAAACAAAUGUGCCUCAGACGAUGGCUUUUUUGGAUAGCGUAAAUCACAUGUUUGGUCGAACACUGAACCCACUCAACCGCCUGCUUACACCCGGCGGAAGCUCUGGAGGAGAAGGGGUUGCGGUGGCGAUGCGCGCCUCCAUGAUAGGAUUUGGUACUGAUGUUGGCGGAAGUAUUCGUAUUCCUGCCAUGUGUAAUGGAAUAUACGGCUUCAAGCCGAGCGUCGGCAGAAUACCAUACGGAGGAACAACAAGUGGGCAGCCAAAUGGCAAGCUCCGUGUGGCCCUAAAACCGGUCGCCGGCCCCAUUGGGCGAUCUAUCCAGGACAUAGACACUGUGAUGAGGGAGCUUGUGCCGAGAGCGGAGUUUUUUGGCCACGACUGUAUUCCGGCUCUCUGGCCAUCUCUAUCCGCACCAAAGAAGACACUCAGAAUCGGUAUUCUGGGGAGUGACGGGCUAGUCAACCCAGUCCCAGUGAUAAGCCAUCUGCUGAAGGAGGUGUCUGGCAUUUUGGCUCGAAGCAAAGAAUAUGAUAUCGAGAUUGUAAAUAUCUCUCCUCCCGCGGUCAUGAAAAAGUGCAUGAUCACCGGCGCCAGACUCAUGGACGUUGAUGGCGCUGGCCCUCUUCUCGAUCUUCUUGCCCAAACUGAGGAGCCCCUGAUGCCGUAUCUACAAGGCCGCACUGUUCGCCGCUCGCCUACCUCUAUCGACAAGCUUUAUGCUCUGUGUGCGGAGCGUGACCAAAUCGAGAUCGAGAUGCGGAAGGAUUUGUGGUCAUGGCCACUGUCUACCGCUUAUGCAUCAGAAUCUUCAGGGAACCCACUUGACGCAAUCAUAUGCCCUAUAGCGGCUCAUCCAGUUCCACGACAUGAUACUUACGGAAACCUUUCAUAUACAACUACCUUUGUCCUGCUAGACUAUCCCACAGGGACAAUACCAGUGCGAAAUCUAACAGAGGCGGAUUUGAAACUCGAUUACAGUGAUGAAUACAAGCCAUUGUCCAAAUGGGAUGAACAAAAUAGAAAAUUUUGGAAAGCAGAUCGGAAAGUAUACUUGAACACUCCCCUCAGUGUACAGGUUGUUGUUCCUCGGCUACAUGAUCAUAAGCUUUGCCAAGUGAUGGAUACGGUUGAUACGGCUUUCAAGAUACAUUAUCAAGGGAGCAACAAGGCCAUGCUAUGA
Molecule: messenger RNA, 1764 nt
Organism: Talaromyces rugulosus
Lineage: Eukaryota; Fungi; Ascomycota; Eurotiomycetes; Eurotiales; Trichocomaceae
Exons: 3
Coding region: 1-1764 (587 amino acids)
Source: RefSeq, a predicted model, not a curated record